AUGGAGGACUAUUUGCUAUUGGGUAAUCAAAGCAUAGAUAAUUACAGCAAUAACAUACAUCGACAAUCGACUCAUCAAACUAAUCUCGAACAAGAUAAAUCGUCAAUUGAAAAUAAACCUAUUCCAAAUUACUAUGAAUGGUCUUUAUGUGAUAUCAAUUCUGCUCAUAAUGAUCUUUUCAAUCAAAUGCCUUCUCAACGUUCACAAAAUCUACCCAAACUCGAGUCAUUAACAUAUUUUAAUUGUAAAAAAACUGGUGAAUUUUCUCUAACAUACGAUAGAACUAUUCGUGGAGACUACAUUUAUGCACAGCAACAGUUUGGUACCAGUCGAAUGAGUAGACCACAUCCUUUACGUAAUUCAAUUCCAUGUGAAGAACAAAGUCGAUGGAUGCCGAUUCGAUCAUCAUCAAUGAUUGGAAGACGCGCUCAUUUACCAUUAGACUUAUUUUAA
Messenger RNA from Rotaria socialis, 453 nucleotides. The record is from the annotation of a GenBank genome assembly. NCBI's taxonomy places the organism in Eukaryota, Metazoa, Rotifera, Eurotatoria, Philodinida, Philodinidae.